AUAUUAUUUAUAUAGGGUCCCGCCACAUCAUGCGUUUUAGCAGGUCCGGGUAAACCGGAUGCGUUUAGACCGGAUGAUUUUGCCUAUGUCACAUCUAUGCGUUUUUGUUCUUAAAAACGUUCCCGCCACUGCAUUCCAAGUUCCAAACGCCACCACUAGUCCCCAAAUUCGUCAAAAACCUACGACCAAUAAUUUCAUUACAUUCAACAUCCCUACGCUCUCUGAGUUAGACCUAGAUUACUUACGUAAUUUAUGCAGAAUUAUUUUAUUAUAUUACUUUAUCAGUUAUAACGUUAUAGGUACGAGUAUAAUUUUUUAAUAGGUACCUAAUUAAAGUGUGUCAAAAUAAUUACAUUUUUUUAUUUAUUUUUUGAACAUUACAUAAAUUAAAUGAAUCGUCAAAAUACUAAAGUUGUUGCUGUAGCUGAAGCAUUAGGCUUAUUAGAUCCACCAAAAGCAAAACGAAGGUAUUGGGUACACCCACUAAAUGCGGAUCGUGAGAAAAUAGGCCAGUUUACGACAUUUUUUGAAAAUAUUAGACAAUAUCCUGAUAAAUUCUUCGAGUAUUACCGUAUGUCGAUUUCAAGUUUUGAUGAGUUGCUAAAAACUCUACGGCCACAUAUAACGAAAAAUACCACAGAAUUUCGUAAUCCGAUAUCUGCUGAGGAACGUCUAUCAAUUACUUUAAGAUAUUUAUCAACUGGUACGUGCUUCGCUGCAUUAAAAUUUGAUUUUUGUGUGGGAAGAAGUACGAUUGGAGUGAUCGUAAAAGACACUUGUAAAGUGAUAUGGUCAACUUUAAAUUCAAAAGAGAUGCCUAAACCGACUAAAGAAGAUUGGGUGGAAAUAUCAAAUAUAUUUUAUACUAAAACAAAUUUUCCAAAUUGUCUAGGAGCAAUAGACGGAAAACAUAUAAGGUGUAGAAAUCCUAACAACUCCGGUUCGUUCUACUUUAAUUAUAAGAAGUAUUUCUCUAUCGUUUUGAUGGCAAUAGUUGAUGCAAAUUUGAAUUUCGUUGUAAUCGAUGUGGGUUCAUAUGGUCGUGAAGGGGACUCCAAUGUGUUCAAGGAGUGUGCAUUUGGUAAACAAUUAUAUGAAGGUAAAUUGAACAUACCAGAACCAGUUACUUUACCAAAUACAAGUACCAAUCCACAACCGUAUGUGUUUAUUGGAGAUGAAGCGUUUGCUUUACAUUCAAAUUUACUUAGACCGUACCCUGGACGUAACCUUACUGAUUCUCGAAGAGUGUUCAACUACCGAUUAUCCAGAGCAAGGCGCACAGUCGAAUGUGCCUUUGGAGUCCUCGCGAAUAAAUGGCGUGUUUUACAUACGGCUAUCCAGGUGGAGCCAGAUUUUACGGACGACAUUAUAAAAGCAUGUUGCAUACUGCACAACUUCGUUCGUAAAAGAGAUGGUAUAAAUUAUGAAGAUUCUGAAACGCACAACUUAGAAGAUAUUGAAGCUCGUGGAACAGGGACUCGUUCGCAUGGAAUUGAAGUGAGGGAUUACUUUGCCAACUACUUUAUGGGCCCAGGAGCAGUAGAUUUUCAAUACGACAUGAUUUGAUUUUUAAAUAAAAAUAUAAGUUCUAGAAUAAAAUUAUUUUUAAAUUUAAAAAUGUAUUCAAUAAUUUAAUUUAUAUCUACAUGAUAUAAUAAUAUAAUAAUUGUAAACAGUAUAAUAAAUAUAAAAUAUAACUUAGAAUACUUACCUUUACUUUCUUUUGCAUGUUCUUCAAGCUCACUCCAAUCUUCAAACAUGUACUCACCAAUCGUGUUCCAACUUUUUUGUCUUAUAUGCUUAUCCAUAUAAUCUUUGGAUCCAAUUU
Messenger RNA from Metopolophium dirhodum (rose-grain aphid), 1828 nucleotides. RefSeq lists its product as uncharacterized. Lineage: Eukaryota; Metazoa; Arthropoda; Insecta; Hemiptera; Aphididae. The transcript is spliced from 3 exons. The record is from RefSeq and is a predicted model, not a curated record. The coding region runs from base 391 to 1566 and encodes 391 amino acids.